This is a messenger RNA of Syngnathus acus (greater pipefish), 4133 nucleotides long. It is a transcript of the gene usp13, whose product is annotated as ubiquitin specific peptidase 13. Gene Ontology annotation, molecular function: cysteine-type deubiquitinase activity; zinc ion binding; protein binding. The record is from RefSeq and is a predicted model, not a curated record. Lineage: Eukaryota; Metazoa; Chordata; Actinopteri; Syngnathiformes; Syngnathidae. Bases 254 to 2851 code for a protein of 865 amino acids. Gene Ontology annotation, biological process: protein deubiquitination. The transcript has 21 exons.
ACGCUGGAAAACAAACAUACGUCGAAGCCUCCGUGCCUUUAGCAUAUAAUUCCGCCUCCUAUAUGAUUUCUCAAUUGGUCAUUUACAGUAUCAGCAUCACGCCCCCGCCGCCGCUGUUCUCUUCCACCCUCUCUCCAAUGGACGGAGGAAUGUAGUCUUGGUUGGCCACUUUAAAAAUAGCACAUCUCGCCUCUGAGAGCGCGCGGCUCCGGUGGCUGCCCUGCACUGUGCUGCGAGGAGUGGGGAUGCCAACAUGGCUACAGACCUCGGCGAAUUGCUGGUCCCCUACAUGCCUACCAUCAGAGUGCCCAAGACCGGAGACAGAGUAUUCAAAAGCGAGUGCGCCUUCUCCUUCGACUCCCCGGAAUCUGAGGGAGGCCUGUAUGUGUGCAUGAACACAUUCCUGGGCUUUGGACGAGAACACGUGGAGAGACACUAUCGCAAAACAGGCCAGAGUGUUUACAUGCACCUCAAGCGACACAUCAAGGAAAAAUCCACAGGAGCUGCAGGAGGUGCAAUUCCCAGGCGACGGAAUGGAAAAGUAUUUUUAGAUUUAGAGCUAAACCGUGAUUUUAACGGUGAGGACUAUGAGUACGAGGACGAGGCCAAGCUUGUAAUAUUUCCAGACCACUUUGAGAUCGCCUUACCAAAUAUUGAGGAGUUACCCGCUCUGGUAACCAUCGCCUGUGAUGCAGUGCUCAAUGCGCCGUCAGCCUAUAAAAAACAGGAGCCUGAAUCCUGGGAGGAGGAGAUCCAAGUAUCCAGACACGCCAGAAGCCUCAGACAGCUGGACAAUGGAGUCAGAAUCCCCCCAAGUGGCUGGAAGUGUCAGAAGUGCGAGAUGAGAGAGAACCUGUGGCUGAACCUGACGGAUGGCACCAUUCUCUGCGGGAAGUGGUUCUUUGAUGGCAGCGGUGGGAACGGCCACGCUCUGGACCACUACAAAGAGACCAAACACCCGCUGGCUGUCAAACUGGACACCAUCACCCCAGAUGGAGCAGAUGUUUAUUCGUUUGAGGAAGAGGAAGCCGUGCUAGACCCACAAUUAUCGGAUCACCUCUCCCACUUUGGAAUAGACAUGCUACAGAUGCAAAAAAAAACAGAGAAUGGCCACCACACAGACAAUAAUGCCCGGCCACGCGUCAGCGAGUGGGAAGUGAUCCAAGAGUCGGGCAUGAAACUGAAAACGGUGUACGGUUCCGGUUACACGGGCAUCAAAAACCUCGGCAACAGCUGCUACCUUAGCACAGUCCUGCAGGUUCUCUUCAGCAUCCCAGACUUCCAGAGGAUGUAUGUUGGGAACCUUCAGAGGAUAUUUGACUAUUCACCUCUCGACCCCACACAGGACUUUGCCACACAAAUGGCUAAAGUGGGCCAUGGGCUCCUCUCAGGCCAAUACUCCAAACCACCCAUGAAAUCUGAACUCAUUGAACAGGUGAUGAAAGAAGAAUACAAGGUAUUAAACCGGCACCAACAGAAAGGCAUCUCCCCCCGGAUGCUGAAGUCUCUGGUUAGCCGGGGACAUCCGGAGUUUUCCUCCAACAGGCAACAAGACGCACAAGAAUUCUUCCUGCAUAUGAUCAACUUGGUGGAGAGAAACAGUACAAGCUCAGAGAAUCCAAGUGAUGCCUUCCGUUUCCUGGUGGAGGAGCGAGUCCAGUGCUGCCAGUCACGCCGGGUUCGAUACACUCAGCGGGUGGACUACUGCAUCCAGAUGCCAGCCCCCGUCGAGGCCGCAACCAAUCGAGAGGAACUGUUGGCAUACGAGGCCAAGCGGAGGGAAGCCGAGGAGAACACGAGAGCCCCCCCUGAGCCAGUGAGGGCUCGCAUCCCUUUCACCGCCUGCCUGCAGGCCUUCACUGAGCCUGAGAACGUGCCAGACUUCUGGAGUUCGGCGCUGCAGGCAAAGUCAGCCGGAGUCAAAACAUCCCGCUUUGCCUCAUUUCCCGAAUAUCUGGCAGUCCAAAUCAAGAAGUUCACAUUUGGAGUUGACUGGGUGCCCAAGAAACUAGAUUUGGGCAUUGACGUACCAGACUUCCUGGAUCUGAGCCGUCUGAGGGCCACAGGGCUGCAAUCAGGUGAAGAGGAGCUUCCUGACCUCAUGCCGCCCAUUGUGCUGCCUGAAGACACCAGAGAUAACUCCAUGAGCUCCUUAGAUUCUCCGGAAAUAGAUGAGGCAGCAGUAAUGCAGCUGGCAGAGAUGGGCUUCCCGCUAGAAGCCUGCAGAAAGGCCGUCUACUAUACUGGCAACAUGGGUCCCGAGAUGGCCUUCAACUGGAUCAUAGCCCACAUGGAGGAGCCUGACUUUGCCGAGCCUCUCACGUUGCCCUCCAUGUUGGGCCCGGACCCUUUCAGCAGUGCGGAUAGUCCCGUGGGCGCCACCCCGCUGGACAACUCUCCCCCCGAGGAGAGCAUUGCCAUCCUCACUUCAAUGGGCUUCCCUCGCUCUCACACCAUCCGGGCGCUCAAAGCCACGAAUAACAACCUUGAAAGAGCGCUGGACUGGAUCUUCACCCACCCAGAGGAGGAGGAGGAGAGCGACGCCCUUUCCAACAUGGCUGACACGGAGCCCAAUGACAACGCUUUCUCCAAUGCAAACUCACACAGCGACUCCACAUUGUCUCCAGACAGGGAGACGUCGGGACCGCGUGUCAAAGACGGACCGGGACGUUAUGAGCUCUUCGCCGUCAUCAGUCACAUGGGAGCAUCCACAAUGUCUGGACACUAUGUUUGUCACAUUAAAAAAGAAGGCCGGUGGGUGAUCUACAACGACCACAAAGUGUGUUUAUCAGAAAGGCCUCCAAAAGACUUGGGCUACAUCUACUUUUACCAUCGACUAUCAAGCAGUUAAGGUGAUCAUCCAUCAUCUCCCCUUAAACCAAUGAACCACAGUCAUCCAUCCACCUGGGAGAAUGGCUCCCAACAGUACCCACAACCUCAGUGGUAACCAUGGAACCGCCACCUCACACCAUCUACCCGCCUUAACCAUGAGGUCAGUGAGGAGCAACUCUGUUCACAAAGGGAAAGUCAUGUGCUCUUAUACUAGCGUUUUGUUCUGUUGAGUUUCAAUGUGCUUGUUGUUGUCUACAGUCACAACAGAGGGACAUGUGCAAUGUUUGGUGCCCAAAACGUAAUGCAACAUCUUAUCCCACUGGUACCUCUGCUUUCAGAUAAUGUCAGUAUUUUCCAAAAGGUACAUUUUGUAUAUGUAUUGUAAUAAGUAAAGAUACUGCCAGAGCUUUAACGCCAUCACGUUUUGAGAUGUCAAAAAUGUGCAAUUAGUUCAUUUAUUUUGUUUAUUUCGGAAUCGGAAUAUAUAGUAUAAUUUUUCCCCCAUCUUUGAAAUUGAUAAAUAUUCGGACACUGGAGAAAGAAUUUCUUCUUUGUGGAUUUAUAAUAGCUCAACACUAACCCAAUUUAAUUUGCUAUUGUGUCACGUUUAGUAACAAAAAGCCAGCACUGUAAGAGUUUUCAAAAUGGAAGGAUUUUUCUUCACUGAAAGCACUUUUUUGCAACAAAAGUAUUUUGCACCCCAAACACAAGCAGAGUCGGAAGUGAAUGUGAUUGUUUAAAAUAUCAACUCCAGUCCAAGAGAGAAACUAUAAGUGAUGUUGAGGUCCUUGCAACUUCACUUUGGGUCCUUUGUAACGGAUUAAGCCAAUGCCACUGCAGUACACAAAAAAGAAUGUUUUCUUCUGCCUGCAAUAUUUUUUUUAUUUGAUUCAUCUAUGCAUAUCAUCAUCAGUGUUUAUGUCCCAAGACAUAUGCAGUACAACCAAACCUACUGGAUUGUAUAGACCUGAAUGUAAAAAUUCAAACAAUAACUCAAAACAUCUGUUGGUUUUAAUACGCUCAAGGUAACACUCGAAAAGAUUGGACGCCCUAUACCAAAACGGUUUGUAAUUACCUAUUGAUGCCACAAGGUGGCAGCAAAGCAUGACUUGUGUCAAAAAAAACUCCUCAACUAACUCCGAUAGUUUACCAAUAUGGUAAUUUUCCAGGCUGAACCAUGAUUAUGUGGGGGUUCAAUGUACACCGACCGUAUUUCCUCCGCUUGAGUUUGACUUUCUGAUUUGGGGGGGAGCAUAUAGUGAUUUCUUUUCUCUGUUUUUUCAAGAUUUAUUUCAAGUGUU